Rubroshorea leprosula is the source of this 1277-nucleotide messenger RNA. The record is from the annotation of a GenBank genome assembly. Lineage: Eukaryota; Viridiplantae; Streptophyta; Magnoliopsida; Malvales; Dipterocarpaceae.
UUUUUAAAGAUCCUUCAUGCUACUUCUACUUACAUUGUCUUAGAAAUUCCGGAGGAAUUACUUGUCUUUUUCUCAAACUCACUUGCAAAAAUCUUCUUUCUUCUUCUUCCCCAACAAACUGACCGAGGUACACUCUUUUUCACCAGUUUUUCAUCUUUUGUCUCUGCAUUUGGGGAUAUUUGGAUUAGGGUUUUUUUGAUUUGGGGAUUUUGUUUGGGUUGAUUUGGGGGAUUAGGGUUUUUUCUGGCUAAAAGGAAGCCUAAACAAGAUGCAGCAGCCACCGCAAAUGAUUCCUGUGAUGCCCUCGUUUCCACCCACUAAUAUCACCACCGAGCAGAUUCAAAAGUAUCUAGAUGAGAACAAGAAGUUGAUUUUGGCAAUUUUGGACAAUCAGAACCUUGGAAAACUUCCUGAAUGCGCACAGUAUCAAGCUCAGCUGCAAAAGAAUUUGAUGUAUUUGGCUGCAAUUGCUGAUGCCCAACCACAGACAGCACCAACAAUGCCUCCUCAGAUCGCCCCACAUCCUGGAAUGCAACCAGGAUAUUUCAUGCAACAUCCUCAGGCUGCAGCACUGGCUCAGCAACCUGGCCUUUUCCCCCCAAAGAUGCCCAUGCAAUUCAAUAACCCACAUCAAAUACAAGAUCCGCAGCAACAUCUGCACCAGCAACAUCAAGCCAUCCAAGGACAAAUGGGGAUCAGACCUGGAGGGCCAACUAAUGGCAUGCACCCAAUGCAUGCUGACCCAACUCUUGGAGGGGGCAGUGGUGGUCCCUCGCUAGCUACUGGUCCAAAUGACUUACGUGGUGGAAACAAGCAAGAUGGCAGUGAUGCAGGCGCUGAUGGCCAGGGCAACUCUGGUGUUGGUCAUGGCGGUGAUGGAACAGACGAGGCAAAGUGACUCUCCUGACAAGUGAUUUUAAUUUUAUAACUGUUUCUGUGGAUAGUAGGCUUUUCUUAAAGUAGGACUGUUGUUGUUUUUGUGAUAAUUUGAUAGAACGUUGGUAACUUUGAAAUUUCUUGUUGCCAUUUAAUAUUCCCAGUUUAGGUAGGUAACGUAUGUUAUGGUCCCCCGCAUGCCAAUGGAUUCGUGCAAACUUAGGAGCAGUUAGGUUGGACGGUUUUUUGUUGUGAAAGGUUGAGGUUUAAAGCAUGCGCUCGAAUCUUUCAUGUCCGUCAUCUUGUAAUAGUAACUGAUAAAUGCAUUCAGUUUGUCCUUGUGACCCAGUUGAAGCUUUUCUUCAUUUCUGGUAGAUGCUUAGAUACAAGUGUUUGUUGUC